Messenger RNA from Adineta ricciae, 1806 nucleotides. Lineage: Eukaryota; Metazoa; Rotifera; Eurotatoria; Adinetida; Adinetidae. The record is from the annotation of a GenBank genome assembly.
AUGUUCUACUCAAAUCAUGAUGAUCCAUGCACAGAUCGUCAUCAUCGAUAUCAGCGAUGUAUACCCGAUUUUGUCAAUGCAGCUUUUCAUAAAUCAAUCUAUGCAUCAUCGACAUGUGGCAAUCCUGCGAAAGAAUUUUGUUCAAACAACAAUCAAUGUCAUCUAUGUGAUGCAUCACAAGCAAGAACAAGUUAUCCAACAGAUCAUUUAACCGAUAUCAAUAACCCGAACAAUUUAACAUGCUGGCAGUCGGAUCGUGUUCAAACAGGAGAAAAUAUUUCACUGAUCUUAUCGUUGAAUAAAAAAUUUGAAAUUACUUAUAUUAGUUUACAAUUCUGCUCGAAUAAUAAACCAGAUUCGAUGGCUAUUUUUAAGAGUAUGGAUAUGGGAGUCUCAUGGAUACCAUUACAAUAUUAUUCGAAUAAUUGUGAAGGAAUAUUUAAUAAAAGCUCUUAUGGAAUAAUUACGCGUGCAAAUGAACAAGAAGCAUUGUGUAUUGAUACGAAAUCACAACUAUCAUCAGCGUCAACAGGCGGUGAAUCACGUAUUGCAUUUAGCACACUUGAAGGUCGUCCAUCGGCUUAUGAAUUCGAUACAAGUCCCGUUUUGCAAGAUUGGGUUACAGCCACCGAUAUUAAAAUUGUCUUAUUUUCAACGAAUAUCAACCGGAAUUUCUUCUCCGCUGCCGAUCUCGCUGUUGGAGGACGAUGUAAAUGCAAUGGACAUGCAUCGAAAUGUAUCACAAAUAGUGAUAAUCGUUUAGUAUGUGAUUGUAAACAUAACACAGCAGGUGAUGAAUGCGAACGUUGCAAAGAUUUUUACUACGAUCGACCAUGGGCUCGUGCUACACCUCGAGAUGCAAACGAAUGUAUUGAAUGUAAUUGUAAUAAUCAUUCGAGACAAUGUCGUUUCAAUAAAGAACUCUAUCUCCUAUCGGGACGCAAAUCGGGUGGCAUUUGCAUUCAAUGCAAACAUAAUACAGUUGGCCGACAUUGUAGUUACUGCAAAGAAACAUUUUAUCGUGAUCCAAAUUUACCGAUUACACAUCCCGAAAUAUGUAAAGACUGCAAUUGCCAUCCAGUAGGAUCACGUAGCAAAGUGUGUAAUCAAACAACGGGACAAUGUCCCUGCAAAGAUGGUGUAAUUGGUUUAAGAUGCGAUCGAUGUAUGAAAGGUUACCAACAGUCCAAGUCACCACUUGCUCCAUGUAUAAAACCAGUCGAGCAUCAUCCAUACCCAUUGUAUGGUACUUAUCGUCGAUAUCCAGAAACAGAUGAAUAUCACGAACAAGAUGCUGAUGAUAAUAGUUAUGAUAAUGCACCAGCACCACAAACCACGGCAACGACGACGCCAAUAGCUGUUACGACUACGUCAACCCUUCGUCCAAGUUUCAUGGAAUACAAUCCGUCGAUAGACAUGGGUCAAUAUUGCGGUGCUUGCCGUUACUACAGUCGCCGAUUGCAUGUAAAGAAAUUCUGUAAACGAGACUAUACUAUUCAUGCUCGUGUGACCAAUCGACAUGAUGCUGGCCAAUGGGUAUCCUAUCUCUUGACAAUCAUUCGUGUUUACAAAGAUCGUCUCAAUCGUAUACAAGAUAGCGAACAAUGGGUGUGGGUAUCACGCAAAGAUGUUCAAUGUUCAUGUCCACGUUUGAAGCUCGAUCGACAGUAUCUCCUGAUGGGUUUCUAUGAUCAGAUGCAAACAUCUCUUAGUCUUGAUCGUACAUCGGUAGCUAUUGAAUGGAGACCACGAAUGGAGCAACGUAUGGCACGUUUCAGAAAUUUUGAAUCAAAACAAAAGUGUUAA